This is a messenger RNA of Cladophialophora yegresii CBS 114405, 1497 nucleotides long. RefSeq names its product beta-glucosidase. The coding region runs from base 1 to 1497 and encodes 498 amino acids. The transcript is spliced from 4 exons. Gene Ontology annotation, molecular function: beta-glucosidase activity. Lineage: Eukaryota; Fungi; Ascomycota; Eurotiomycetes; Chaetothyriales; Herpotrichiellaceae. The record is from RefSeq and is a predicted model, not a curated record. Gene Ontology annotation, biological process: carbohydrate metabolic process.
AUGGUCAAAGACCUGGCACCCAAGGCGGCCCUGCCGGCGGACUUUCUCUGGGGCUUCGCGACAGCAGCCUAUCAGAUCGAGGGUGGAGCCACAGCAGACGGCCGGGGACCUUCGAUAUGGGAUACCUUCUGCAAGACGCCCGGCAAGAUCGCCGACGGUAGCUCCGGUGACGUGGCUUGCGAUUCAUAUCACCGCACGGCUCAGGACAUCGCCCUCCUGAAGCAGACCGGCGCCAAGGCAUAUCGAUUCUCCAUCUCGUGGUCCCGGGUCAUCCCCAAAGGCGGGCGCAAUGAUCCCAUCAACCAGGCCGGGCUCGACUACUAUGUCAAAUUCGUCGACGACCUUGUUGAUGCCGGCAUCGUGCCUUUCGUGACUCUGUUCCACUGGGAUCUCCCUGACGAGCUCGACAAGCGGUACGGCGGGUUUCUGAACAAGGAGGAGUUUGUCGCCGACUAUGCCAACUACGCGCGCGUCAUGUUCGAGGCCCUGCCCAAAGUCAAGCACUGGAUCACCUUCAACGAACCGUUCUGCAGUGCCGUGCUCGGCUACAACGUCGGUGUCUUUGCCCCAGGUCGUUCCAGUGACCGCAAGAGAAGCCCGGCUGGCGACAGUUCCACGGAGCCGUGGAUUGUCGGCCACUCUAUCCUGAUAGCACACGCGCACGCAGUCCAAAUCUACCGCGACGAGUUCAAGCCUCGAGACCACGGCGAGAUUGGCAUCACGUUGAACGGAGACUGGACCGAGCCGUGGGAUCCCGAAGACGAACAGGACCGGAUAGCCUGCGAUCGCAAGAUCGAGUUCGCCAUCAGCUGGUUCGCCGACCCGGUCUACUUUGGCCACUACCCGGAAUCGAUGGUCAAGCAACUGGGCGACCGGCUGCCCCGAUUCACCGCCGACGAGAGCGAGUUGGUCAAGGGCUCGAACGACUUCUACGGCAUGAACCACUACUGUGCCAACUACAUCCGCCACAAGGACGGGCCUGCCGACCCGAACGACACGGCCGGCAACCUGGACGUGCUGAUGGAAGACAAGUACGGCAACAGCAUCGGGCCCGAGACCCAGUCGCCCUGGCUGCGCCCGCACGCGCCGGGGUUCCGCAAGCUGAUGAAGUGGCUGAGCGACCGGUACGGCCGGCCCAAGAUCUACGUCACGGAGAACGGCACCAGUCUCAAGGGUGAGAAUGACUUGUCCAUGGAGGAUAUCCUCGAAGACGACUUCCGAUGCGAGUACUUCCGCAGCUACAUCACGAGCAUGGCCGAGGCCGUGGCCGAGGAUGGAUGCGACUGCCGUGGGUACAUGGCUUGGAGUCUGAUGGAUAACUUCGAAUGGGCCGAGGGCUACGAGACCCGGUUCGGCGUUACAUAUGUCGACUACAACAACGACCAGAAGAGAUACCCGAAGAAGAGCGCCGUAGAGAUGAAGAAGAUCUUUGACCAGUAUAUCGGCAAGCUCGAGAAGCUGAACGGGCAGCCCGAGGUCAAUGGCCAUGCUGAGUGA